This is a messenger RNA of Syngnathoides biaculeatus (alligator pipefish), 3697 nucleotides long. RefSeq names its product unc-51 like autophagy activating kinase 1a (gene ulk1a). Gene Ontology annotation, cellular component: cytoplasm; autophagosome. Bases 463 to 3198 code for a protein of 911 amino acids. The record is from RefSeq and is a predicted model, not a curated record. Gene Ontology annotation, molecular function: protein serine/threonine kinase activity; ATP binding. Lineage: Eukaryota; Metazoa; Chordata; Actinopteri; Syngnathiformes; Syngnathidae. The transcript has 28 exons. Gene Ontology annotation, biological process: axon extension; positive regulation of autophagy; autophagy.
UUGGGAGUACCAAGAUGGCGGUCAACUGGCUUCAACCAAAUCGACAUACCGCUCGUUGUUUAUGGAUAUUGACGAGUCCCACCGGGAUUUGAACUUGAAUAGGAUUUGAAUUGCAACAUCCAUACCUAUCCAGUCUUUUUUUUUUUUUUUUAAAUCAGUGACUUUGAUGGGCCACAUCUAAGGACGUGGCAGGCCGCUAGCAUACGUCAUAGUCACGGCCGAAGUGAGCGACCCUGAUGAGCACGAGCAGUUCAGCGGACCCCCUCGGUAGCUGUGCUAUCCUCUAAGAAAUCUUAACCGAUGCAUGCUCUUUAAAUGACCGUCUUUGACGUUUCACAAAUUACCACGUGGUCCAGUGACAACAACUUUAUCGGUUGGUCGUCGUCCUGAAAAUGCGGCAAGUGCUGUGUGAAGAGUCCACAAGUGGGCACUAAAAAUGGGAUUCCUCGUGCGCGGUCCCAAAUGGAGUCUGUCGGCCAGUUUGAGUUCAGCAGGAAAGACCUGAUUGGUCACGGCGCCUUUGCGGUCGUCUUCAAAGGACGACACAAGGAGAAACAUGAGUGGGAAGUGGCUGUCAAGUGCAUCAACAAGAAAAAGUUGGCCAAAUCGCAUUCUCUACUCGGAAAAGAAAUCAAAAUAUUAAAGGAACUCAAGCAUGAAAAUAUAGUGAGACUUCUCGACUAUCAGGAAAUAGGCGGGUGUGUGUACCUGGUCAUGGAGUACUGCAAUGGCGGUGACCUGGCUGAGUACCUUCAAUCCAAAGGGACCUUAAGCGAGGACACAAUCCGAGUUUUCUUACAGCAGAUGGCUCAGGCCAUGAAGGUUCUACACAGCAAAGGCAUCCUUCACAGGGACUUGAAACCACAGAACAUCUUGCUCUGCCACCUAAAAGGACGGCGGUCCAGUUCCACCACCACCAGUGUCAAGAUCGCUGACUUUGGCUUCGCGCGUUAUCUUCAGACAAACACAAUGGCAGCAACACUGUGUGGCUCUCCCAUGUACAUGGCUCCCGAAGUCAUCAUGUCCCACAAUUAUGACGCCAAAGCUGAUCUGUGGAGCAUCGGCACCGUGGUCUACCAGUGUCUGACCGGGAAGGCGCCGUUUCACGCGAACACGCCACAGGAGCUCCGCCUCUUCUACGAAUGCAACAGGACCCUUGUACCAAGCAUCCCAAAGGAGACUUCGACCAACCUCAGACAGCUACUGUUGGGACUCCUUCAAAGAAACCACUCGGAUCGGAUCAGCUUCGAUGAGUUUUUCUCUCAUCCUUUCUUGGAAACAAGCUCGGCCUCUCGAAAGUGCUCUCCAGCUCCGGCGCGCUUCUAUCCCAGUUCCGCCUCAGGCAGCUCUUCUAGCAGCUCAUCCACAUCCAAUUCAGGCUCUCCUCGCCUUCACUGUGUUGAGAAGCAUCGUUGUCAGACCAAGUUGAAAAAAACUCCUAUGCCGGAUACUGUCGUCUACCAGUUGAAAGAAAUUGCCAAUCAAGACAGCAGGAACAGUUGGUCUUUCAGCGAGGACUAUAUCAUGGUACAUCCCGAGUCCCCUGUUGAGUACACGUCUGAGGAAGACUGCGGCUCACCCGUUGAAAGUUGCCUGAUAUACGCUAGCAGAAGCCCCCUGAUGAGUGGGAGGGUUCUUGAAGCAGUUGGCAGGAUACCUCCUUCCUCCCACACGCUGCAGUGUCACGCCAAGCCUUCUGGGCAGCCUGCGCUGUGCGGCCGCAGCCGUUCAGAGCCUAUUCCCGUCCCAACCCAGAUCCAAAACUUCCAGCGUAUGGAGCAGCAUCUGCAAGCAUCAGGCUCACAAGGCUCCGCCUUGGUCCGCCUCUGCUAUCCUGGCUCUGGUGAAAGUUCUUCGCCAUGUGGAGGAUGUGGGCCUCACGAUUCCUGCGUUGCCGCCUACUCCUCAAGUCCAAGUAGAAAAGGAGACCAGGCACCCCAGUCCUCCCCACGUGUUGGAACCACCCCAAGGACUUGGGAGCAGACUCUACCGCUUAGUGCGAGAACCGGAUGGGCCGCAGAGACGCUUGAUAAGCGGGACAGCCCCAGCCACAAGUACAAUUCAUGCAGAACAAUGUCAGACCUGCGUAGCGAUAGCCCGCCUCCUGCUCCUGCUCCCUUCACCGACCACGGCGGUAAACCCUCCCCCGGAAGAGGGCAGUUUAAAAGAUCAGAGAAUAUUGGCAGACUGUCUGACAUUAUGCUUCAAGAUUCAUUCGGAGCGCAACUUCUUGAACGGAGAAGUCAUGAAAGUCUAUGCCAUGAAAAGACCGUGGACUUUGCAGCGCCACCUGCUGGCUUCCACAGAGGACGUCCGUCAUCGGGUAGCCCACCAGCUGCCAUCUUCUCCGUAGGGUCUCCAUCUAUUGGAAACACUCCUCCUGAUACCGUGUUCCCAAGGAUGCUGACAGGCUCCCCCAGGGGUAUUAGCCCCACCUGGUUGCUCAGCGGUCCCCAUCAUUGUCAACGGAGCCAUAGAAGCAGUGAGACUGAAGCCAUGGAUGAUACUCCGCAGUCAAGUUUGGCCUUUCGACCACCUGAGCUACCAGAAGAUCCGUUUGUGGAGCAGGUCCAUACAGAUGGUCUGAAUGACCUCCAGUUCACACUGGCUUUUGUGCAAUGUAUCAUGGAAGUGGCUACUUCGAAGGACCCGGUCCUGGAUCCCAUCAGCAACUCCGAGGAGUCCUUUUUAGAACACAGUCUGUUGACAGACCAAAUAAGCCUCUUAAGUCGAGAAUGGAGCUAUGCAGAACAGUUAUUGCUUUACUUGAAAGCGGUGGACUCUCUGUCAACAGCUCUGCGCAAUGCCAAAGAAAAGAUCCUGCAAGGUCGACUGCUUCCUUUAACUUCAGUCAAACAAGUGCUUAAGAAGCUGAACGAGUCAUACAAGUGCUGCGUCGUUUGCUGUCGCUCCCUGAGUGAGCGGCUGCAGAGUUUUUUAACGGACAAGCAGAAGCUUAUGGAUCGCUUCAACGGACUCACGGCAGAAAAGCUCAUCUAUUGCCACACUGUGCACAUGGUUCAGUCUGCAGCUUUAGACGAAAUGUUCCACUGUGGCACAGAAAUAGUUCAGCGCUACCACAAAGCUCUUCUGCUUCUGGAGGGUCUGUCCCGGUUCGUCACAGAGGAAAAGGAUAUUGACAAUAUACGAAGAUGUAAGUGGCGUAUUGAAGGACGCAUCUCUGCUCUGCAAACUUAGCAGUAGUCCUGCCUUCACGGAAAUUGUCAUUCCGCAUCCACCUCAUAUCAAUGCAGCGAGAUAGCACCUCCUGUUGAUGUACACGAGCACUUUCAUCUUUCUCAAGGGAACGACCACUGGAGCAUCUGCUCCGAGCACAAAGUCCGGCGUGUGAAAUCCUUAAUUAUGCGCAGAAGACUGGACCUCCUUGGGUGUGAACUUGAACAAUGAGACUUUAUGACCGUUUGAUGAGACUGAUGCUUUACUUGGUAUUUGUUACGUACCAUUUGUUUUUGUGUGAUUUGCACAUAGAAAUAUCCAGUCAUGUUGUACUUGAAUCAAAGUUUAUUUUUUAGGUGUUUACUGAAAACAAUAAGUAACAACCAAGAAUCAAAUGAUGCUAAAUGAAUUGACCAAAUAUUGUGAGCGUGUAGCAAUAAUCGUGCCUUCCUCAAGUUGGAUUCACGUGAUAUUUAGUUUGAAUUCAAUAUGCAAAUGAAAAGUGUUACUUUUAUUAAGA